This is a messenger RNA of Dioszegia hungarica, 2187 nucleotides long. RefSeq lists its product as uncharacterized. The record is from RefSeq and is a predicted model, not a curated record. NCBI's taxonomy places the organism in Eukaryota, Fungi, Basidiomycota, Tremellomycetes, Tremellales, Bulleribasidiaceae. The transcript has 4 exons. The coding region runs from base 1 to 2187 and encodes 728 amino acids.
AUGUCUGAAGCAGUCAAGCCGGCUGCCAAACGGAGGGUCACCGCACAAAUCCCACUCCCAUCGCCCAAACUCACCCAUGGCUCUCCGUCAGCCUCAUCCCCCUACGCAACCCCAAACUACCCCUCGCCCGCUGCACGACCUACCGUCCGAGCACGGGUCGAUCCCUCCACUUCUACUCCAACCCAGACUUCCACCACUCGGCCAAGUCUGCGCUCCUCCCAAUCCAGCGCCUCCAUCCGCUCCGCCGUCUCAUUACCGGCCGUCCCGACGCUCGCUCGUCCUCGAUCGCCCGUCAACGGCGUUCACGGCGUCAAGGUCAAAUCGCCAUUGCUCCCACAUACGCCCGAAUCGACCGGUCUAUCAUCAUUCGGGAACGCUCCACGAGCAAGAGUGCGGGCGCCUAGUCCGGGUGGAUUAGCCAGCCCGCUCAAUCAGAGCUAUGGGCCAAAUACGUCCACGCCUCUCCCUGCGGGCGGACGGGUCAGGGCGAGGGUGGCCAAUAUGGCGGGACAGACCGAUGGGGGCAAGUCGUUCAUGGCCGAGACGGAAACCGGUCGGAGAGGAUCCGCAUCGGCCGCUAUAUCCACCGCAACACCUGACCCCACUCCCCGCCCCAAAAUCCAUAAAUCCCAAACUCAACCUCUGACCACUCCUAAUCCGCCCGUCUCCCGGUCUCGCGCGUCGUCCAUCGUCUCGUCCGCCUCUGCCGCUAAGGUCCGGACGUACGCCUCGCCGUUGCCAUCUCCGGCAUUAUCGACUUCGCCUCGGUCGGUACAUGUUGUUCUGGACCAGCUACAGACGGCCGGGGCGGGUCCAUCUACCCCAGUCUCCACGUCGAUUGUAGCCUCGACCCGUACUCUCACAUCUGGACUAGGUAUGGACCGACGUCGCAGUCUCAGUCCUAUCCCCGGAUCAGGAUUCACCCAUCCCCCCGCCUCCGCAGUCGGACCGGCCGCUCUCCCAACUCGGUCAUACCCCCUCACCCCUAUCCUCACGCCCACAUUUCAGGCCGGCCCCAACCCCCUCUUCGCCCAAGUCUACAACCAAGACCCCAUCGCCUCCUGUCCGCCUUCACCACACCAUACCGCCCUCCCUCCCUCCUCUCAUCUCAAAUCGACCGGACGGCGGAUGCCAGAGUAUCCCUAUACGGCCCGACCGGGCGCGGGUGUCCCGGCUCUACCUUUGCCUUUACCACCCGAGCCGGGGGUACGGACGGUAGAGCUGCCGCUGUUGACGCCGACGGUGACGCGCGAACGAGAGCGAGACGGAGAGGGGCUGAGGAAAGGGUCUCAGAGCGGGUCAGAGGUGGACCGAAGGGGCAGUGCGGGUUUGAGUAGUCUGUCUGGGGAAGGUGGGGGCGUGGUGGGACUGGGAUUUGACAGCGGGUUCGAUAGGCGAGUGAGCGGGGGAGGAGGGUCUGGGGUCGGAUCGGGUAGUGCGACUGGGAGGAGGGUCUCGGUGGAUCCGACGAGAGCUGGUGUAGAGGAUGGCACGAGCGCGGGAGACAGGGGUGGAGCGGGAGAUGUCCCUUUGCGAGACGAGGGAGGCAAAAGGGAGGGAGAGAGGGACGAUGAUGGAGGGGCGGAAGGCAUGACGGACGACAAUGGGAUUGUGGAAGAGGCGAGAAUCAAUCGUAAAGUAGCGGAUCUUGAGAUAUCCAAUGCAAGUCUACUAGCUAUCAACCGAUCUCUCGAGAUAUCCAAGUCCAAACAACGCGCCGAGAUCCUCCGUCUCCGCCGCGCCCUCCGAGAAUCCCUCGUCGCUCCUCUUCACCCGGCAUCCCUCCACCCUCACCCAUCCGGCUCGUCGUCCUACUUCCCUUCUUCCGCCGCCUCAUCCUCACCGGGCAGACCAUACCCCUCUCCCUUCUCAAGGAUAUUCCCAAACUCCCCCUUCUCCCUCGGAGAUGGGGAUCCUCAGGUGGACGAAGAGGACGGCGAUGAUCACAUGGCGAUGGCGAGUGAAGCCGAGAUGGAGGAGAGGUGGAAGAAGGUGGAGGAUAUGAUGGGGGUAAUGCAGAAGCGCGCAGAGGGGGCGGUCUGGGCUGUGCAGGAGGAGAUGAGGCCGGCGGGGAGGACGGUCCUGGGUGAUUGGGGCGAAGGGGCCGAGGAGGGGGUAGGGGAGGAGGGUGGAGGGGAUAGUGGGAUGGGUGGGGUGGGGACGCCGGAGAGGGACGGGGAGGGGUGA